This is a messenger RNA of Episyrphus balteatus (marmalade hoverfly), 1632 nucleotides long. RefSeq lists its product as uncharacterized. The coding region runs from base 1 to 1632 and encodes 543 amino acids. The transcript is spliced from 3 exons. Gene Ontology annotation, biological process: long-chain fatty acid metabolic process; fatty-acyl-CoA biosynthetic process. The record is from RefSeq and is a predicted model, not a curated record. NCBI's taxonomy places the organism in Eukaryota, Metazoa, Arthropoda, Insecta, Diptera, Syrphidae. Gene Ontology annotation, molecular function: long-chain fatty acid-CoA ligase activity.
AUGAUAGAAAUAAAAUAUAAUAAUUCGGAUAAAAUUUGGCAAUCAUCUGCGUUAAAUAUAAACUACUCUAGUCUUGGUGAAGCUAUUUUUUCGAAAUUAAACGAAAGUGAUCCUGAUCGAAUUAUAGAAGUGAAUCAUGAAAGUGACAUAAAAUUAACAGUGAAUGAUAUUCGUCAUCAAACAAUAAUAGUUGCGAAAAAUUUACAAAAACUUGGUGUGAAAAAAGGUGAUACUGUUAUAUUGUUUUCAAGAUCGAAUUCGAAAGUGACUCCAGUUACAUUUGCCUGUUAUGCAUUAGGAUUACCUGUGAAUUUUUUUGAAACUAGUUUUCAAGAUGAUAUCAUUCGGCAUAAUUUCGAAUUACUCAAUCCAACGUUGAUAAUUUUCGAAGAAGAAUUUCGACAAAAAAUUUGUAAAUGCCUCAAUGGUCUUCAACUGCCAAAGCUUAAACAUACCCUAAGCUUGGAAAAUGAUGAAGUUUUCCAAGUUAAUUUUGAUGAAGAAGAUGAAGACUUUCAGCCUGUUUGGAUAGAAGAUCCAAGUCAAUAUCCUGCUGCAUUAUUAUUUACAUCCGGUUCAACGGGAAUGCCAAAAAUUGCAAUUAUAUCACAUGCUCUUAUGUUACAGGGUCUGUAUAAUAAAUGGUGGCCUUUAGGCCCUGAUUCCAUCAUCUGCUCGUACGCCGAUCUUCGUUGGAUAGUUCAAGUCCAAAUGAUGUUGCAACCGUUAUUUUUUGGUGGAAAACGUGUCUAUUCAAUCCGCCUGGAAUCAGCUAUUCCAGUUAAAGAAAAACGACAAAUAAUCGACUUACACAAGAUUACACAUUUCUGUGAAGUUCCAAUGUUUUAUCUUGAUAUUUUAGCUUCAGCAGAACAAUCGGAUAAUCCGAAUAGUUUAAGUUCGUUGAGGAUUGCUUUAGUUGCUGGUGAAGUUGUUACAGAAACUUUGGUUGAUUACUCGCAAAGUGUAAUUCCAAAAUGUAAAGUUAUCAAGUGUUAUGGAAUGACAGAGGUCGCUGGUGCAGUUUGUACAAAUGAACUAAUCAGCAAGUACAAUUUGAAUGGGGGUGUCUUGAAAAAUGGUUUUAUGGUGAAAAUUGUCAAUGAUGAUGGUUGUUCUUUGGGACCAAAUGAAGCAGGCAGAUUGUGUUUAAAAUCUGCAGCUCCUUUGUUGGGGUAUUUGAAAAAUGAAAAAGCAAAUAUGAAGGCAUAUUUAGAUGACGGAUGGUAUGACACUGGAGAUUGUGCGUGCAUGGAUUUGGAUAAUUUACUUGGUAUUGGUACUCGGUAUCAUGAUUUGGUUCGGUCUUCUGGAGCAAUUAUUGUACCAAGUGUUGUGGAGGGAAUUGUCAAUACUCAUCCGAGUGUUUUAUCAUCUGCUUUAGUGGGUCAUUCAAGCUUGAAAAAGGAUUCAAAAGAUGAAAUUGGAAGUUUGUUUGUGGUUAUAGUGAAUAAUGAUAAGUUUUCAAACGAAAUUGAAGGAGAACUCAGAGAACUUAUAAGGAAUGAACUAACCAAUGAACAAUUUGAAAUUAUUCGACACAUUAGAAUUAUUUCGGAAAUACCUCUGAAAACAUGUGGUAAAGCUGAUAGGAGUGCAUUGAAGAUUUUGGCUGAGAAACUUCAAAAUUAG